This is a messenger RNA of Pseudovirgaria hyperparasitica, 1119 nucleotides long. RefSeq lists its product as uncharacterized. The transcript has a single exon. The record is from RefSeq and is a predicted model, not a curated record. Bases 452 to 1000 code for a protein of 182 amino acids. NCBI's taxonomy places the organism in Eukaryota, Fungi, Ascomycota, Dothideomycetes, Acrospermales, Acrospermaceae.
CACACACACACACACACACACACACACACACACACACACACACACACACACACAAACACAUACCCUUCCCAUCUCACCCACGCCCUCCACACGCGGCGAAUAGUGUGUUAGUAGUGUUGCAGGUUUGUAUCGUGUAGUCUUGGUUUGUGUAUGCAUGCAUGAAUUUGGGGGCGUGCUUAGAGAACGGGGGAGAUUGUAUGCAUGUGUGUAUAAUAUCUCAUCCUGCCCCGGCCUAUGCGAUGCGAUGUAUGCUGGUGGAUGGAAUGAACUUUGCUACUACUAAUUUUUCUUGUUUUUUCUGAAAAUAGGCGUCUUUUCUUCCUUGGUUUUAAAGCUUGUUGAUUUCAAACGGGUUAUCGCUCGUUGUUGCUGUUGAGUGCAGUGACUGGUUCACUGAUCUUAUUUUAUUGUAAUACGACGACCAGGCUCAAAGACAUCACGAGCUCGAAACAUGGCGCGACUACAGCAACAAGCUUCCUCUACACCACUUCUCCUCAUCCUCCUCGUAACCCUACUGGCCCUCUCCUCGGCUCCCACCCUCACACUCGCAUCGCCCACCACGAGCAAAACCACAAACCAGCACACGGUAGCACUCAUCCACCCCCGCCAAGCAGCCUCAGCAACACCCGACACGCGCUGCACAAGCUACCUCCAAACUGCACGUCUGGCAACAGUAGGCGGCAACAGCACAUACCGCACCGCAUACCUACAACUCUCCCGCCAAGGCACAAACGCCAACCGGGUGCUUCUCAACGCCGCCGUGGCAGCGCUGCCGGCGCUGACGGUGGACAAGGGGCUGAAUGCGCAGUGCGGGAACCUGACGGAGCGGGUGGCGGCGCAGACGGAGGAGGAGUUUUUCGGGGCUGGGGUUGUGCUUGGGAUUGGCGGGGUGGGCGGGUUGGACAGUCCGCCAGGGAAGAUUGUGGGGAGUGAUUGGACGUUGGUGUUGAUUGUGGCGGCGAUGUUGGGGGUUAUGAUGGGGACGUGGAGUAUGUUGUGAGGGUGAGGUGGUUUGCAGGCUUAUGAGAGAUGAGGGAUGUGUGUGUGUGCAGAGAUGGGUGGGGUAUUUGAGUGUCUAUUGUUAUAUUUUGCUGAAUGAAUAUAUGCAUACAUACAUGU